Mucor velutinosus is the source of this 1335-nucleotide messenger RNA. RefSeq names its product DNA-binding transcription factor yap1. Lineage: Eukaryota; Fungi; Mucoromycota; Mucoromycetes; Mucorales; Mucoraceae. Gene Ontology annotation, biological process: regulation of GTPase activity; signal transduction. The record is from RefSeq and is a predicted model, not a curated record. The transcript has 3 exons. Gene Ontology annotation, cellular component: cytoplasm. The coding region runs from base 1 to 1335 and encodes 444 amino acids.
AUGUAUCCUGCCUUUAAUCCAACGCCAUCUCCCAAUUCGCCUCCAGUACAGCAGAAAAAGAAGCAUCGGAAUCCGUUUACCUACCUCUUCACAAAGCAGUAUAAAAGCACGCCUACAAGUCAUCUUUACGGGCAACAGCAGGAACAAUCAAAACAAGGCAUAUUUGGAGUUCCUUUAUGCGAUGCAUCCAAAAUUGGCUCUGAUUUAUGGGAUCUAAGAGUGCCAGAUCCAGUUGCUCUGUGCUUUGAUGAAAUUAGUAAAAGAGGCCUGACUACAGAAGGCAUUUUUCGCUUAUCGGGUGCCACUUCCGAGGUCAGCUUACUUGAAAACAAGAUCAACAUGUGCUCACCUGAUGAAAGAAAAUCCAUUGACCCGUCUCAGUUUGAUAUUCAUACGCUGACUAGUCUAGUCAAGAAAUACCUUCGAGAGUUGCCUGAGCCUGUUAUACCAAAUGCGUUUCAUGAGCAGUUCCAGGACAUUGACCUUGACUUCAAUACGGUGCAGCAGCUGUCAGCCAUUAUUGUAAAACUGCCAUUUUACAAUCGCCAGCUAUUGCAUGCCAUCCUACUGAUCUCUGCAAAAAUUCAGCAUCACGUCGGCGUAAACAUGAUGUCCCCUGAAGCACUAGCUACUGUGUUUGCUCCUGUUUGCACUGGUUUCGAGCAAUCACUCAAAGACCACAUGAACACUUCCUUCUCAACUCCCACUGCAACGAUACAUAAAAAGUCAAAGAAAAAUGCCCACAGCUCCAUCCAGCAAUCCUCCAACAUUGAGCAGCAUAUCAAAAGAAACAAGAAUUGGACGAAUGUUUGGAAGGCCAUGAUUGAACAACACGAGAGUUUGAUCUCUGCUCUGGAUAAGCAAAUGUAUCAGGCUCAAGAAAGCCAGUACAGAUCAGGCCAAGACUUGACCUGGAAGCAGCACCGUGUUUACUACAACCAUACACCAGCAUCGGCCGGCAACAGAUCCCUACCCUCUCCUUUCUCUACCAACGGCAGCCUGGUACCUCUGCCAAACGACAUUAUGAUGGCACAAUUUUAUCCCAUGCAACCACAAGGAACGAAUUCUAUCAUACCAGUGGCACAACCUUCAACCGCUAUCCCUCCUCCCUCUUGCAGCUCACCCUUAUCUGCUUCUGUAUCUGCAACAACUAUCUCUAGUGCAACAAACUACUAUCAUCAACAGAGAUCAAAUGAUACCAUCUUUGAGGAAAGCGAUAGUCAUCACAACAGCAGCAGUAGCGGAUUUCACCACUCAUUAGCAAAAAAAACGUCUUCUUUUUUUCCAAAAUCAAACACAAUAAGAAAGAUACUAUCGGCAAGCACGCUUAGAUGA